AUGACGCUCUUUGGAUACGACCAGGGUGUAUUUGGAGGUGUAGUUGUCACCAGCGACUACCUGAACAUCAUGAAUCUUCGCACAAACAAUACCCUGCUGGCUACCGUGACCGCAAUAUACGACGUGGGUUGCUUCAUGGGCGCCAUUUUUGCAUUUGUCGUCGGCGAUCCUCUCGGCAGGAAGAAGACCAUUCUCCUGGGUACAACCGUCAUGAGCGUAGGAGCCCUUCUGCAGAUCACUGCGUUUGGAGUACCACAGAUGAUUGUUGGACGGAUCGUAGCAGGCAUCGGGAACGGAUUGAAUACGGCCACGGCCCCCGUUUGGCAAGGCGAGACUUCCAAAGCCAGCUGGCGCGGGAAGCUCGUUGUCAUCGAGAUGAUCUGCAAUAUAUUCGGCUUCAUGCUGUCCAAUUGGGUCACCUUUGGAUUCUCGUUCCUUGGUGGUGGCGUAGCCUGGCGCAUCCCGUUGGCGAUACAAUUCAUUUUCAUCGCUAUACUGUACGGCACCGUGCCAUGGCUGCCAGAGUCUCCGCGAUGGCUCAUCGGCAAAGGACGAAUCGAGGAGGCCGACGUGAUCCUAGCCGACAUCGAGGAUAAAGAUGUUGACGACCCUUUCAUCAUCACACAGUCCAAGGACAUUCAAUGGGCUGCCGACUAUGAGCGAGAGAAUUCAGUCCGCUGGAGAGAUCUUCUUCGUGGCCGCACGGGCAACGAUGGAGGCACCUGCACUAUUCGACGUCUCAUCCUGGGUAUGGGCACGCAGGCGAUGCAGCAAUUGUCCGGCAUUAACGUCACAUCGUAUUAUCUCCCUACGGUCUUGAUCGAGUCUGUCGGUCAGACGGAGACCAUGGCACGCCUUUUGGCCGCAUGUAAUUCCGUCUCGUACCUUCUAUUCUCCCUCAUCGGCAUUCCUAACGUCGAACGAUGGGGGAGGCGGAAGAUGAUGAUGUACGCCGCUGCAGGUCAGGCAUUCUGCUACCUGCUCAUCACCGUUCUUAUUCGCUACAAUGAGAAACCUGGCUACCCGCAUUCUGGAGAAGUAGCGAAAGCCUCAAUUGCAUUCUUCUUCCUGUACUAUGUUUUUUUUGGUAUCGGCUGGCAGGGCGUACCUUGGCUGUAUCCGACCGAAAUCAACUCGCUCGCGAUGAGAACAAAGGGCGCAGCCGCUGGCACUGCAACGAAUUGGAUUUUCAACUUCAUGGUUGUUGAGAUCACUCCUAUAGGAAUCCAACAUCUCCAGUGGAAGUUCUACAUCGUAUGGACAAUCCUGAAUGCCUCUUUCGUCCCGAUUGUAUACUUCUUCUACCCCGAAACGGCAGAUCGCUCUCUCGAGGACGUCGACCGCUUCUUCAACGACAACAGAAACAUACUCGUCUUCACGGACCCUGACGCGAAAAGUUCCAAGCGUCCCGCGAAGUAUCUGGAGAAAGAGCAGGAGGAGAUGAGACGCAACUCCAGCGUGAGCCCGCAGAUCGCCCGACGUCAACACAGCAUCUGGAGGGACAGCUUGCUGGCGAGGGUGGAAACGGGCGAGGACAAAGGGAGCGUCGAUGGGGAGUUGGAAAAGGGUGACGUUGAAUAUACGCACUCGACGCAGACGUAACACGCGCAGGCCUGGUCGCUAUCGCAUGACAGCUGUAGACGCU
Messenger RNA from Verruconis gallopava, 1645 nucleotides. RefSeq lists its product as uncharacterized. Gene Ontology annotation, cellular component: membrane. Gene Ontology annotation, molecular function: carbohydrate:proton symporter activity. The transcript has 4 exons. Bases 1 to 1602 code for a protein of 533 amino acids. The record is from RefSeq and is a predicted model, not a curated record. Gene Ontology annotation, biological process: transmembrane transport; carbohydrate transport. Lineage: Eukaryota; Fungi; Ascomycota; Dothideomycetes; Venturiales; Sympoventuriaceae.